Molecule: messenger RNA, 765 nt
Organism: Verruconis gallopava
Lineage: Eukaryota; Fungi; Ascomycota; Dothideomycetes; Venturiales; Sympoventuriaceae
Exons: 2
Coding region: 1-765 (254 amino acids)
Source: RefSeq, a predicted model, not a curated record
AUGACAUCAAAUCGUCACAGUGAGAACGGAUUUUCGAUGACGCAAGAUCAGAUUUUCAUCACUGAUGUUGGCACUGACACGAAGGAUAAUGCCUUUUUCUGGCUCUCAAUCGGAAGAUAUGUCUACGACUGCUCGUGGAAUGAAGUCACAAUACGAGCUCUGGAGCGUGAGAUAGAUCCAGACGCAAUGAUGAGCCCCGUUAUUUUACGUGGAUAUUUGUGGAAGACGGUUCCGACUAGGUACUGGCAGGUGUAUGACGGCCACCAGCUUGGCCCGCUACCAUCGCAACCGGGGCUAGACGAGCGGAUGAGUGACAUCUACUAUGGCGACAACAUAACUAGGCAGAUCUCGCCUACGACUAAUGCGCUUGCCGUACAACAGACGAAACGACGACCUAGUGGAAGGCGAGACCUACCUGAACAUCCCAAUGGAAGAUCGAAUCGGCAUCAUCUAUUCCGCCGUUCAGAAUUCUGCGAGGGUUCCCGGAGACGAGUUGGAAAUUCCCCGUCGAAGACCGAACAUUGCCUGACAAGGCAGCCCAGUGUGGACGGUCUAUUCUCUCCACGCGCCUGUCAGAAUGAAACGUUGGAGAUUUUGGAUAAAGCCUCCGCUCCAGUCAAAGAGGAAAGCAAACCCGAAUAUGUUGUCGAAAGCACGGACCAUGUGAGAAAGUGUUUUAUGGGACCUGAUUCUGGUGUUGAUCUGAGCUCGGAUGAGGACGACUCGGAUUUUUGUGAUAAAGAUUCCGAGAUUGACUCGCCUUGA